Molecule: messenger RNA, 4106 nt
Organism: Prosopis cineraria
Lineage: Eukaryota; Viridiplantae; Streptophyta; Magnoliopsida; Fabales; Fabaceae
Product: ubiquitin C-terminal hydrolase 12-like
Exons: 32
Coding region: 192-3542 (1116 amino acids)
Biological process (GO): protein deubiquitination; regulation of protein stability
Cellular component (GO): nucleus; cytosol
Molecular function (GO): cysteine-type deubiquitinase activity; cysteine-type endopeptidase activity; protein binding
Source: RefSeq, a predicted model, not a curated record
CUCGACCAGCUUCUGGUGAUCUCGUUUCUCACAGUACUCUCUCACACAACCUCCUUUUCCUUCUCCUCCACUCUCUCUCUCUGUCUCUUUCUCUUUUUCUUUCUUCUCCCUACUCUUUCUCUGUUUUUCUCUGAUAUUUUCCAUUGUUUCUCGACAAGUUAGCAAGACGAGGUCAAUUUGCCGUAUUUAACAUGACGGUGAUGACUCCUGCUCCCAUCGAUCAGCAAGAGGAUGAGGAGAUGCUUGUCCCACACUCGGAUUUGACUGAGAAUAAUCACCAGCCUAUGGAAGUUGUAGCUCAACCUGAAAUUGCCAACACUGUGGAGAGUCAGCCUGUCGAAGAUUCUCCGUCUACAAGAUUCACAUGGAGAAUUGAAAACUUUUCUCGGCUGAAUACGAAGAAGCUCUAUUCAGAUAUAUUCAUUGUUGGAGGUUAUAAAUGGCGUGUACUUAUUUUUCCAAAAGGGAACAAUGUGGACUAUUUGUCCAUGUAUUUGGAUGUUGCAGAUUCGUCUAGUUUGCCCUAUGGGUGGAGUAGAUAUGCACAGUUUAGCUUGGCAGUAGUUAAUCAGAUGCAUAAUAAGUAUUCUGUGAGAAAAGACACGCAGCACCAAUUCAAUGCGAGAGAAAGUGAUUGGGGUUUCACAUCCUUCAUGCUUCUUGGGGAGUUGUAUGACCCUAGUAGAGGUUAUCUUGUGAAUGAUGUUCUUGUAGUUGAAGCUGAGGUUCUGGUCCGUAGGAUUGUUGAUUACUGGACUUAUGACUCAAAGAAGGAGACUGGCUAUGUUGGACUUAAGAACCAAGGGGCUACCUGCUAUAUGAAUUCUCUUCUCCAAACUUUGUACCAUAUUCCUUAUUUUAGAAAGGCCGUUUAUCAUAUGCCCACAACAGAGAAUGACAUGCCCUCUGGAAGCAUUCCUUUGGCGUUACAAAGUUUAUUUUACAAGCUGCAGUAUAGUGACACUAGUGUUGCUACAAAGGAGCUGACAAAGUCUUUUGGAUGGGAUACAUACGACUCUUUCAUGCAGCAUGAUGUUCAAGAACUAAAUAGGGUCCUCAGUGAAAAGCUUGAAGACAAAAUGAAGGGAACCGUUGUUGAGGGAACAAUACAAAAGUUAUUUGAAGGGCACCAUAUGAACUACAUUGAAUGCAUCAAUGUGGACUAUAAAUCAACCAGAAAGGAGUCAUUUUAUGACCUCCAGUUAGAUGUCAAGGGCUGUCGUGAUGUUUAUGCUUCCUUUGACAAGUAUGUAGAAGUUGAACGCCUUGAGGGUGACAACAAAUAUCAUGCUGAACAAUAUGGUUUACAGGAUGCUAAGAAGGGUGUUCUAUUUAUUGAUUUCCCCCCCGUCCUUCAGCUUCAGCUGAAAAGAUUUGAAUAUGACUUUAUGCGAGAUACAAUGGUAAAGAUUAAUGAUAGGUAUGAAUUUCCCUUGCAACUUGAUCUUGAUCGAGAGAAUGGAAAGUAUUUAUCACCUGAGGCUGAUAGGAGUGUCCGCAAUCUAUACACGCUUCACAGUGUUUUGGUUCAUAGUGGUGGCGUGCAUGGUGGGCACUAUUAUGCUUUUAUCAGGCCAACUCUGUCUGAUCAGUGGUACAAAUUUGAUGAUGAGAGGGUGACAAAAGAAGACAUAAAACGGGCAUUAGAGGAACAAUAUGGUGGUGAGGAGGAGUUACCACAGGCCAAUCCUGGAUUUAACAACACUCCUUUUAAAUUCACCAAAUAUUCAAAUGCGUAUAUGUUGGUGUAUAUACGUGAAAGUGACAGGGACAAAAUCAUUUGCAAUGUUGAUGAGAAAGACAUUGCUGAACACUUGAGGGAGAGGUUGAAGAAAGAACAAGAAGAAAAAGAGCACAAAAAGAAAGAGAAGGCAGAGGCUCACCUUUAUACUAUUAUAAAGGUGGCACGAGAUGAAGAUCUUGCAGAGCAGAUUGGAAGGGAUAUAUAUUUUGACCUUGUAGACCAUGACAAAGUUAGAAGUUUCCGUUUCCAAAAGCAAAUGCCUUUUAACCUGUUCAGGGAUGAAAUUGCCAAAGAGUUUGGCAUACCAGUGCAAUUUCAGCGCUUUUGGCUGUGGGCGAAGCGGCAAAACCAUACAUAUAGACCUAAUCGGCCUUUGACACUGAUGGAGGAGACUCAAUCUGUUGGACAAUUGAGGGAGGUAUCUAACAAAGUUCACAAUGCUGAACUAAAACUGUUUUUAGAAGUGGAGAUGGGGCUGGACUUACGUCCCAUUGUACCUCCGGAGAAGACAAAGGAUGACAUAUUACUUUUCUUCAAGCUAUAUGAUCCUGAAAAAGAGGAGCUACGUUAUGUUGGAAGGCUUUUUGUAAAGGGUACUGGUAAGCCAUCAGAAAUCUUAAGAAAGUUGAAUGAAAUGGCUGGUUUUGAUUCUGAGGAAGAGAUAGCGCUUUACGAGGAAAUUAAAUUUGAACCAAAUGUAAUGUGUGAACCUAUUGACAAGAAACUAACAUUUCGAGCAAGCCAGCUUGAAGAUGGAGAUAUCAUAUGCUUUCAGAAAGGUUCCUUGAUGGAGAGUGAUCAUGUCCGCUAUCCAGAUGUGUCUUCAUAUUUAGAAUAUGUGCACAACCGUCAGGUUGUUCACUUUCGAUCUUUGGAUAAACCUAAGGAAGACGACUUCUGCCUAGAGAUGUCAAGGCUCUAUACAUAUGAUGAUGUUGUGGAGAGAGUGGCUCAACAACUGGGAUUGGAUGAUCCAUCGAAAAUUAGGCUAACCCCACACAACUGUUACUCUCAACAACCAAAACCCCAGCCUAUUAAGUACCGAGGGGUGGAACAUUUGUCUGACAUGCUGAUCCACUACAACCAGACUUCGGAUAUAUUAUACUAUGAAGUGCUUGACAUCCCUCUGCCAGAAUUACAAGGUUUGAAAACUCUGAAAGUUGCAUUUCAUCAUGCUACUAAGGAUGAAGUUGUUAUUCAUACCAUCAGACUCCCAAAGCAGAGCACUGUGGGUGAUGUCCUUGAUGAUCUUAAAACAAAGGUGGAGUUGUCUCAUCCUAAUGCGGAACUUAGGUUGCUGGAAGUUUUCUACCACAAGAUAUACAAGGUCUUUCCUCCCGGUGAAAAGAUUGAGAACAUCAACGACCAAUACUGGACAUUAAGAGCAGAGGAGAUUCCAGAAGAAGAGAAAACUCUUGGUCCCCAUGAUCGUGUAAUUCAUGUGUAUCAUUUCAAUAAGGAUACAGCUCAGAACCAAAUGCAAAUUCAGAACUUUGGGGAUCCAUUUUUCUUGGUCAUACAUGAAGGUGAGACUUUGGCCGAAAUUAAAGUGCGAAUACAGAAAAAACUACAAGUUUCAGAUGAGGAGUUUGCCAAGUGGAAGUUUGCUUUCCUUUCUCUAGGGCGUCCUGAGUACCUUCAGGACUCUGACAUUGUAUCCAGUCGUUUUCAGAGAAGAGAUGUUUAUGGAGCUUGGGAGCAGUAUCUUGGCUUGGAGCAUACUGACAAUGCUCCUAAAAGAUACGCAGUUAACCAGAGUCGCCACACCUAUGAGAAGCCAGUAAAGAUUUAUAACUAGGAAAUCCAUUGUCAUCUUGCUUGGGAUGAAACUUGGCACAUUCUUCUACACCCCACAUCACAUGUGCUUGUGAAAAGCAAGGAAGAUAUCAAAAGGCUACUCUGUAUAGGCAACCAAGUGAAAUCAAUCGGCAUUUGAGUUGGUUACUGCUGGAUUUUAUGUUAAUUGUGGUAUUUAAUUCUUUCUGUCAAUGGAGUGGCAUUGCUCUUCAACACUUUGUAUCUUCCGAUCGCAGCACCAUGAGCUGUUAGUUGCUUCGGUUUUUAUAUGAAGGUUCUUCGAGUUUAGGACAUUGAUCACCACCACCACCACCACCAUUAGUGCUUUGUAACAGUACAUAAAGUUUUUUGGAUUAGUGAGUGUAUACAGGGUAUAGUUGGUUGACUCUCUUAUCAUUUUUCUUGGUUGCUUCCUGAUUUUGUUCAGCUGGAGUUGCUAAAAGCCCAGGUGAGUGGCUUCAAAUGGUGUAGGAGAGACAGGUUUCUGUAAUCUAGAAAGGGAGACUUGACAGUCUCUUCAGAACUCUUGUUAGCAUACAAAGUUUUACUAGUUUUCUUCUGACCA